Messenger RNA from Haliotis rufescens (red abalone), 3425 nucleotides. RefSeq lists its product as uncharacterized. The coding region runs from base 113 to 2896 and encodes 927 amino acids. The transcript is spliced from 13 exons. Lineage: Eukaryota; Metazoa; Mollusca; Gastropoda; Lepetellida; Haliotidae. The record is from RefSeq and is a predicted model, not a curated record.
CCUCCCUUGAUCAGUUUCUCAAAAUGAUUGGUCUUUCGUGUUUAGUCUUGUCGAAUCGAAAAAUGGCGGAAACAACAAAAACGAUGUGAAAAUACCUAUAUAGGUUCUGAAGAUGUCCUCCACGCCGUCGCUGAUGGUGCUGUACACUAACGAUGCGGUGGAGGUGCGAUACUGUGAUGGCUCAAGUCUGCAGCUGUCGCCAUGCGGGGCUAGUGUGUUACACCACGACAAACCACAGCCAGGACAACACCCUGUAGCAGGUUUGCGAAAGAUACAACAACGAUGUCGGUAUGUGACCAGCGAGUACAGGCAGAAAGUGCUUCAGGCUGUGGACUUCCGCAACCGAUUUGCUGACCGACCCUACCUGUGUGACGACCUGCUGGUCAAUGAGGACGUGGUGCCCUUGUAUACAGACGUCCAGGAGGUAGCCUGGCCGAAGACAGCUGACCGGUCCCGGGCAGAGCACCUCCCAGAUGGCAGCGUCCGCAUCUUCUCCUGUGACGAGUUUGCCAGUCUGUCUCUGUCAGAACACAAGCGUGACUUUACUGUUUGUUACCUUUCAAAAAUAAGUCAGGAACCAGUGAAGAAUAAGAAUGUGUCUUCAUCCAGACGGUCAGCAUCUUGCAAUUCAUCUCAGAACAAGAGUGACGACUCUCAAAAACCUUUAUCGGGACGUAACCAGACAUUGAACAAUACAUCAGGAUGUCAGACGGGUGAUCGGUCGGAGAGUAAUGCUGGCAACAUGGGGCCACUUGAUGGAGGUCAGACCACGGAAACAAGAAGCAAUUCGAUUCCGAAGAAAGGCCAAUCUGUUGUUGAAGGCAAAUCUGUUAAUGAAGCCAAAGACAAGAAGACAAGAGUCGACCCCGCGUACACUCGUAUUUCCACACCGACCAACUUCGCCGACGAGGGAGACCCAGGUGGGGGAGACGAAGCUGUAAUGACGCCAUUCGGUCGGACGUCCAUGUUUCGGCGCUACGGUGCCGGCAGCACAGAGACGUCACCUGCCACUCACGACAUCUCCAGCAUCAGCAAGAUCUCAUCGGAAGGGCUGUGUACAACUAUUGAUGUCGACGUCACAGUGGGACAUCAUGAACUCUCCCUGGAACAGAGGUCCGCCUCGCCUGUGUUACCAGGACAAAACCACGGACACAAUGUGGGACAAUUGUCAAACAGUGUCGGAAACAGUACAGGCGAACACAGCAUGAGUCGAAACAUCAGUUACUCUUCAGAAGAGAGAGAGAAAAGUGUGUCGUCCGCCAACAGCAGUGCAGACCGUCCCGCCUGUCGCCAGCUGUAUACAUGGGUCACCAGACAUAUUUCUUGUAACGAGUGUCCAACUCGAUGGCGGCAUCCAUUAAAACUUGCGGAGGAGAGAGCGUCUGAGAGUCACACAGAUGAGGACAACAGUCAGAUGCCCCCGGGUCGUCUCCCACUGAAGAUUGACAAGAAACACACCAGCAUGUCCCCCCUCCCUCAGCCGAUCCCCCUCACCUGCCACGCCCCACACCGCCACAAGUGGGCGCCUGUUGAUGCCCACCAGGGCGACCUGGACAGAUUCAACCCCGGCCGACUCAAGGUCAUCAUGGUGGAUGGGAUUAUAUACAGAUUGAUCCACCUGCCCGCCAUGAAGGUGCUGGAGAUCUACCCCGGGGACGGCAGUGUCUUCCUCUCACAGGGCGUGUCUGGACAGUUCUACACCCAGAUCCUUCCUGCUGGGGACAAGCUGGAGGAGAGGACUUUCUCGUUACGAGCACUUCCUCCACCCACGUCCACCACCAAGUACUCCCUGGAGAAGGUGCUCAAGAGGGCAAGUAGAUUGCUGUGUGAAGCCGUACAGAGAGACAAGCUCUCCCACUCUGAGGAGCAGCCAUGCUGGAAGGUGGCGCCGACAACAGUCCAGGAGCCUUUGUCCGUGAGCAUCCUUGAAGAGGCGUACAUCCCCGGCGCCGGGCGCUUCACGGCACACACUAACGGUCGGGUCCGCGUGGUGUUUGAUGACCGAACAUCUCUGGACAUGGUCUGCGACUUCUCCAGGCGGGUUGAGGAAUGUGCACAGCAUACUCAUGCAGACAGUCAGCAGUGUGUUAACUCCUCUCUCCCAAACGUUGCAACUGUCACCGCUCUUGACAACGAAGUUGACAGCGACACCUGCCGCCUCCUGCUGCCUUCUGGGAAAUACAUCCUGGUCAACAAGUUGAAACCUGGGACGUACCACAAAUACGUGAGUCAGGCCACGGAGUGGGCGUCAUGGGUAAACGCUUCCCCUCUCGACAGGAAACAGUUCUACGAGAGACUGGGACAGACGGUGAACGCCCAAGGGUCAGCAGCCCUGGAGCUUCAGAAAAUAAACUGUUUCAAUUACAUCGUGGAGAACACUGUCCUUCGAGCAGCUUCCGCCAGCAAGGUGGAUCCAGUAUCCAUGGCAACAGGAAACGGUGGUACAACCGACAUCAUGGGAAGUAACCAUGGUUACAGCAGCCUGGGAUCUGUGCCACAAUAUCAAGGACUGAAAUCUGCACCAAACAGUAUUCAACAAUCUGUGACAUCCAAUCAAUUCUGUCCAAUUAUUGAUAGUUCGACACCUGCUCAGCCAAUGACAGACAAGUUAACAUCAAAUUCAUGGCAAUCAACAAUAUAUCCACAGCCAAUCAGAAACAAUCUUUCACUUCAUUCCUCUUACCCUGGGUCAGGGUCUUUUGUGCAGAGCUCUAGACCAUCAUCCAAUCAUAUUCCAGCUAACAUGAUGUAUCCAGGCAACCAGCUGCAGCCAAUGGGAUCAAGUGAUAAGCGUACGAUGGAAAUGUUGGAUGGAUUUAGUUCAGUGAGACAUGCUCUCCUGCAAACGAACAAACUCAUACAAGACAUUGAUGACAUACUGGACAAGAAAAGUUGAUGUGACACGUAAUGGUUACGACAGUAUUAGUUAUGGCUGACUAGAGUGGUACAUAUCGAGGCCUCUGUUUAAUUAUUUUUUGUAAGCAGAUUGUUUUCAAGGACCAUGGGAAUGGUAGUCAAACUAAAGAUAAAAGCAAACAUUCCCAAACAUAUUUUCUUAAAAUUAUCCUUUUUAAGUAUUGUUUCAGUAAAUCAUUAUAAAAUUAAAUACCAAAUGUUAUGGGAAGUUUUAUACGUCAAACGGAUUACUUUUCUUCCCUAUCUGCCUUCUCGGAAGAUUUUUUUCAACAUCCUUUGGAGAGAUAAAAAAAAUAUUUAAAAAAUUAUUUAUUUAUUUUUUCUUCACAAUUUUCAUUUAUUUUUUUUUUGGGGGGGGGGUUAGAUCCGUAACCCAAGUAAUUAUAAAAAAACCACACCAAAGGAUACUGCAGUGUGACAAAAGCCAUACAAUAUCUGAGUGUUGGCUUUGCUUUAAAAAACAUGAGUGCUGUGAUGUUUUUCUGUUUAAUUAAAAGCUACAACUUGCA